Molecule: messenger RNA, 14926 nt
Organism: Paramuricea clavata
Lineage: Eukaryota; Metazoa; Cnidaria; Anthozoa; Malacalcyonacea; Plexauridae
Source: the annotation of a GenBank genome assembly
GGUUUUAAAAGAAGUGACAGUAUCCGCUCAAGCUGCCGAGAAAGUCAAAGCUCAAGUGCAGAAAGUCAAAGAUAAAGCUCAAGUCAUUGUCGAUGGAAUUGCGGUCAGUAUUUGUGCUGUUGUCUGAUUAUAAUUUCACCUCAGUCGAGAAGAGUGCUCCCAGUUUGACUCUACCAAACAAUGUAGGUUUUCUCGGCGUACUUUAGGUUCCUCCUGUCGUAACACUUGAACUAAGGUUGGUCCUUACUGGACCUGCAAAGAGCACAAACAGUUUAGAACUGAUGUAACUAUGUUUAGUUCAUACAUAAUAAGGCAUGUUCAUUGAAUCUCGUUCUAGGCGGACAAGGCUGUUGCCGAAGGUAAACUAGAAGCUGCUAAACCAGCGUUGGAAGAAGCCGAAGCUGCAUUACAGGUUUGAUUCAAUACCCUAGUUCACUCUCGCUUUAAGCAACGUUUUAUUCGUAGGUUUCAGUAAGCGUUACAGAGCAGAACUUCAGAAAUUUUGACACUAAAAAGACCACGAAAAUUAAAUCACAUCUCUCUAUUUUUAUUCAUCUGCCACCAAAUACGACUAUACCUCAUAUAACCGCCAGUGGACCACCGUCUGCUGCAUACGAUAGUUCUCAGUACGACCCACCAAAUUGUGUUGUACAUUAAGAUUGAUAUGUUUUCACUUUUUUCUGACCAGACUAUAAAAUCUCAACACAUCGCAACAGUUCGUCGUCUGGCUAACCCACCACAUCUGAUCACGCGCAUUAUGGACUGCGUGUUGAUGUUAUUCAGAAAAAGACUGGACCCGGUCGUGUAUGAUCCAGAGAGAAACUGCGCUAAACCAUCAUGGGGAGAAUCUUUGAAGGUCAGUGUAUAUGAAGUUACUCUUCUCCUUUUACACAGUUCUAGACUGACAUGAAGUCGGCCGCUCAUGUCCUCCAUCCUUUCUGUCUUUUGUCAUGUCCACCCUCAGUUCCUUGAUAUUUCUUCUUCCAUCUCUUCUUCACCAUCUCCCCAUCCUCGGUUGCUCUUUAAUAUCCAGCUUCUUAAUUUCUUUGAAUGACUCUCCUUCAUCUCUUCUAACAGUGUGUCCAUAUCAUCUCUCCCUUGCUUUCCUCACCUUCUCUGCAAUGUCUACCACCCCCACAUCUUCUGAUCUCUUCAUUCCAUAAUGUCUCUGACAAACUCUCCUUCAUCUGUUUUGAUUACGUGCCAUGCCAUGUCAAACUUGCUUCCCCACCUUCUCUGCAAUGUCUACCACCUCAAAUCUUCUGAUGUGCCACAAAUGAUUCAUAUUUUGUGCAGUUAAUGAGCAGUGGCAACUUACUUCAAUCUCUGAUGCAAUUUCCGAAAGACAUCAUCAAUGACGAGAUGGUUGAGCUGGUAGCACCGUAUCUGGAAAUGCCAGACUAUAAUAUUGAAACUGCGCGAAAGGUAAGCCAUUGACUCAAAUUCUUUAGUGGCGCCUGUGACUGGCCUUCUAUUCCUAAAGUAUUAUAAUUUCACCUCAGUGAGAAAACAUUCCACCAUAUUUUAUUUCCGUUCGUCUGCAAUAACAUUGCAUCAAUAAUAAGGGAUGACCCUUACUGGACCUCUUGAGAGAACAGUUUAAAAAUGAUAGAACUGGUAGAGCUACGCAGUGUAUCUCUAGUUAUGUUAUAUAUUUUUUGUUAGGUUUGUGGUGAUGUGGCUGGCCUGUGUUCCUGGACGAAAGCAAUGUCGGUUUUCUUUGGUAUCAAUAAAGAAGUUUUACCACUCAAAGUAAGCAGAACGAUUUUACCUGUAUAUAUUUGUCUGUCAUGUUUAAAGGCGUACAAUUUAAUUGACUUUUAUUUUAUAUUUUUAUAUAUAAUAUGUGUUAUAUUAUUUUCGUUGUUUUCAUUUUUAUAUACAGCAGUUCCAUAAGAUUAGAGAGAGAGCUACAGUAGAGAGAAAGCAGAAGAAAUUAGUGUACCAGUCUUGUUACAGUGAUCGAUAGUUUACAGGUGAUUAGGAAGGUAGAUCUUAAAGCCUGGUUUACACUAUCAAAGUUUCUGUGAUCACAGUGGAAUUUUGCAUGGAUAAAUUCUAAGUUUUGAAGGAUUUGUAAGAAAUGUUUGAGGGAACUAACUUAGUGUUAAACACUGAAUCGGUUUCCUCAAACAUUUCUUACAAAUCCUUCAAAACUUAGAAUUUACUGAUGCAAAAUUCGUACUGUGAUCACAGAAACUUUGAUUGUGUAAACCAGGCUUAAUUGUAAGGCAAGAUGUAGUAAGAAAAACCUACAGUCUUGAAAAAGCUUGGUGCAUAUUCCCCAUGCUGUUGUUCUACGUAAAUAUUAAAGAAAUGUUAUUCUCGCCCAGGCGAACCUGGCUGUCCAAGAGGCGCGUCUCGCUGUUGCAAUGAAAGAUCUCAAUGAAGCUCAAGCAGAACUGGAUGCAAAACAAGCCGAACUUGACGAAGUUCAAGCUCAGUAUGAGAAAGCCGUUAGAGAGAAACAGGUCAGCCAUUCGUACCUUCUAAAAUGAUAAAAUGCUAGCUCAGAAUUACCAUGUUUUGUAUGUUGUAAUCUAUUAAAAUAAGAAUAAAAACACUUCAACAAACAAAAAUGUUUAACAUCUCUGUGCGUUUGCAGACAUUACUCGAUGACGCUGACUCGUGUCGUCGUAAAAUGCUCGCAGCCUCGGCGCUCAUCGGUGGUCUGGGCGGCGAGAAGGAAAGAUGGACGCAACAAAGCAAAGAAUUUGAUGUUCAGAUUGGAAGGUUUGUAGUCCUUUGUGGAAACACAGCAGUAUAUUCAAUUUCAACCAGCCCCAACAAACAUAGAAAGCGCAUUUUUACAAGUUUUUUCCUGAACUGUCUUUGUCCGUGUAGGUAGUGGCAAUAAUAAGAAAGUUUCGAACUGAUAGGGAUACAACUACAUGAAAAAUACAUGAAGGAGAACUUAUUUCUUGAAGGUGGUUGCAUCAGUGGCGUAACUACUAUGGGCUCGGACCGGGCGAACCCGGGGGCCCCCAACCCCAAUGGGCCAAAUGGGGGCCCCCAAGCUCAGGCUGUGAAGCAAAAACAUUGGCCAGGGCCUCUGAUAUGUCACAAUGUCGUUUUCUGACCAUCAGAAUUCUGUAACAUCUCUCCCCAAAGUCUGGGAAAUGGUAUUUCAGAGAGUCUAGAUUCGAAAAUUUUCUGGGUGAGCAUGCCCUAGACCCCUAAAAACUCGUGCAUAUACGGCGCUCGACUUGUGCCUUUGGCACUUCUACUAGGGGGGCGUUCGAAAAUUUUGAACCGGGGGCCCCCUGAUAUAACGUUACGCCACUGGGUUGCAUCCAGGUAGUUGUAUUGUGUUAUGAAGGUGGUAGCAUAUUUUUUCUUUGUUUCUCGCAGGUUGGUAGGCGAUGUCUUAGUCGCCACAGGAUUUCUAUCUUACGCUGGUCCGUUUAACCAAGAGUACCGUGAUGCAUUGCUGUCGUCUUGGCAGAAGGAAAUGAGAACAAGAAAAAUUCCUAACUCGAAAGAUCUGAACGUCACUGGCAUGCUGGUGGAUAGCGCUACGGUAAGACAGAACACGUGUGGACAAUGGCGAACACUUGUGAACUUUUGAGGGGGGGAGGGGGGGGGGAUUUCAUCAAUACAUUGCUUAAUUUAUAGUUUACCAAUGCUUUCAUGGUUGAAAAUUUAAAGGCUGUCAGAAAUUAUUGUGGUGAGGGGGGUGCCCUCCCCCCUAGUGUUUGCCACUGCUUGUAGACAAUUAGAUCGUGUAGGAGUAUCACAUGAAUGUUUGUACUGUCUAAACUUUUCCCACCCAUAUCAAUGAGGUGUUGGGAUGCUAGUUAAACCUGCAACAACAAGUGUUAUCAAUAAUGGUAAUAAGUAUGUUUCACAAAUGGGAAAAAACUCACAGCAAAAGAUCCUUCAUAAUUAAGGUGAUACUGAAGAAUUUUAUCUUCACGUAUUUUUCUGGAAUUUCUUUCCCAGGUGAGUGAAUGGAACCUUCAAGGUCUGCCAAAUGACGAACUUUCAGUACAAAAUGGGAUCAUUGUCACACAGGCUGCGCGCUUUCCGUUACUCAUUGAUCCACAGGGUCAGGGAAAGGCCUGGAUACGAAAGAAAGAACUGCAGAAUAAUCUUCAGGUAAUGUUGAUAAUGAUGAUUAACUAGGGUAAUUAAUAAAUUAGAAUCAGUGGGAACGUCUUUUAAGAUGUCAUUCCCAAAUUACUACUCCAUCGUUUGUCACAUAUUUUGUCAGUUUUCAUUCAAAAAUACGGACAAGUGCCUGUAGUCCGCCCGACCUUCUUAUUAAGCAAGCUUUGAUUUAAGUUAAAACGAUGAACGUUUUGCGCUGAAAUUGUUUUGUAUGUAUUCCCUCUCUAGGUGACGUCAUUAAAUCAUAAAUAUUUCCGGAAUCAUUUGGAAGAUUGUAUGUCUCUUGGCAAACCAUUGAUGAUUGAAGAUGUUGGAGAAGAAUUAGAUCCAGCCUUGGACAAUGUCCUUGAGAAGAAUUUUAUAAAGUCUGGUAGUACUUACAAGGUACGUUUGUUAAAGCAGUGGGCUUUUCUCUCAAAAAUAAUUUCUUAAAAAAGUUCAAAUGCAGCCGAGCUAUGGAAUGUACCGUUAUGGAAUGUACCGGUCGAUGUUAGAUAGGCUCCAUCGAUUUAUGAAUAAACCGUCCAGUUCUCAUUGAGCUGCGUCACCACCACCUUGUAAAUAUCGUAAUAAUUAUUCAUUUGUUAUUGUAGUUAUGUGUUUGUAUAAUUGUCAAUGAUUGUUUUUUCACAUGUGUAUAGUCCGGACGCUCCACAAUGGGGGGGCUAGCGUCAUUAAAUAACAUUUUAAAUAAAAAUAAAAGUUAUUUGAAUUUAGGUAAAAGUUGGUGACAAGGAAGUGGAUGUGAUGGACGGAUUUGCAUUGUAUAUCACGACAAAGAUACCGAAUCCUUCUUACACUCCCGAGGUUAGAUUAUUUGCUUAUUCUUUUGUACCCUUGAUUUUACGUUUCCGUACCCCUAUUAUUAAUAGAGAGGUUCAAAAUUGACUUCCGCUACGAUUAGGGGACCAUUAACCAAUCAGAUGCGUCUGAUAUAUCCGAUUAACCAAUCAGAUUCGUUUGAUAUAUCUGAUUAACCAAUCAGAAGCGUACUAAGCCAAUGAGAUGUAGUGGUGGUGGAAGUCAAAUCUGAACCUCUCUAUUUUCAUUAGCAUGUGUAAGGGAAGACAUAUUGUCACCUAUACUGCAAGAACGAUAAUUGAAUCAAACGCAAGAACUCCCUUUACAAAUGGCAGAACUCCCUUUACAAAUGCCAGAACUCCCUUUUCAAAUGCCAGAACUCCCUUUUCAAAUGCCAGAACUCCCUUUCAAAUGCCAGAGCUCCUUUUUCAAAUGGCAGAACUCCCUUUUCAAAUGCCAGAACUCCCUUUUCAAAUGCCGGGACUCCCUUUUCAAAUGCCAGAACUCCCUUUUCAAAUGGCAAAACUCCUUUUUCAAAUGGUACAACUCCCUUUUCGAUGUUUUUCCAGGUUAGUGCGAAGACGGCAAUUAUUGACUUCACCGUGACAAUGAAAGGUUUGGAAGAUCAAUUACUUGGCAGAGUUAUCCUCACCGAGAAAGCGGUAAGAUUGUUUUAAUGUUCAUUUUAUCUUUAAUGUUGACGUGUUUCAUGAAAUAUACUAAGAAUGGCACUGGGGCCUUAUUCUCAUAAUUACAACGUUCUAAGAAUCGUGUUUGUUUUCUAGGAACUGGAGUCAGAGCGAACAAAAUUAUUGGAAGAUGUUGCCAUGAACAAACGGAAGAUGAAGGAACUCGAAGAUAAUUUGCUUUAUCGAUUGACCAGUACCAAGGUAAUAAAAAAGACUUUAUAGAAAGAGGAAAAUUAUUUCUAAGCUAAGGUAUUUAGUAAAUUAUUUCUAAGUUAAGCUAUUUAGUUUAUCUAAACUAGCUAAAUUGAAUUAUUUAGACUGGCAUUUCAACUCUUUUCCCUAGAUUCUUGCCUCUAUUUUAACCAGUGAUUGAAUACGAUUUUUACAAUGAUCUCCUAUACUUCAUGUAGGGUUCCUUGGUUGACGAUGAGUCACUGAUCGAGGUCCUGAGUACGACAAAAUCAACAGCUGAGGAUGUGAGCCAGAAGUUAGUCGUGGCAGCGGAUACAGAGAUUAAAAUCAACAGUGCUAGAGAAGAAUUCAGACCAGGUGAGGGACACAAACACUCGACGCACUUGUGUCUUCUGGGCAUACCUAGGGUAAAUUAUCAUUAGAUAACUGCAUAUUGCAGGAAUCUCUUGCCUGUCAUAGAGGUGAACGUCACAUGCAUUAUAAUACUGUGGCACCAAUGUCCCUUGAUGGAACUAAAAUUUAUUUCCAUUCUUUCCCCAGUGGCCACGCGUGGUAGCAUUCUAUAUUUCCUGAUUGUUGAAAUGUCUAUGGUGAACUGUAUGUACCAGACGUCUUUGAAGCAGUUCCUGGGGCUGUUUGAUAUGGCUAUGGCCAGGUAAAAGACGAAACUUUAUUUAUACUGGAUAGCUCAGUUCUAAAGUAUUCUCCUUACAUGUCCAGUAAUGACCAUUAUACUAUUGUAAUUUUUCCACCAGAUCAAGUGCUUCUCCGAUAACAUCGAAACGAAUCGCGAACAUUAUUGAAUACUUGACGUAUGGUGUGUUUGCUUACUCUGUCCGAGGACUUUAUGAGAAAGACAAAUUCUUGUUCACACUUCUUCUCGCUUUGAAAAUUGAUCUACAAAAUAAGAGGAUCAGACAUAACGAGUUCCUCACUUUGAUCAAAGGUUGGUGCUUUUCAUUGAACGCUUUUUAAUAGAGCAAAUCAUCUAGCACAGUUCUAUGCUUGCUGCAAACCAAUCCACAACUCGGGAUAACUCGCAUGCCUAGCUAAAAGUGCGUGUCUUUACUUAAGGUGGCGCUGCCCUGGAUCUCAAAGCAGUCCAAGCUAAACCAUGCAAGUGGAUAACAGACAUCACUUGGUUGAAUCUUGUGGAACUUUCGAAACUGCCACAAUUCUCUGACAUCCUUAAUCAGGUAUGGCGUUUGUUUUCUCCUACUGAAAAUCUUUUAAAAGUAGUGUGACGAAGGGCCGUCGCUCAAAACGUCAAAGUGUAAAUAUUAAGUUUUCUUUAUUUUGCAGGUAUCACGGAAUGAGAAAGCGUGGAAAUCGUGGUUUGAUAAAGACGCCCCAGAAGCUGCGGAAAUACCUGAUGGUUAUCACAAUUCCUUAGACACUUUCAGACGUUUGCUUUUAAUACGGUAAGAGCAAGAUGACCGUCGUAGGCUAAUAGGCUUCUAAAAUGAACAGUCACAGAUGAAAAACAUUCUCCAGUUUAACGCGAAACUUCACUGUAACAAACAUUCGAAGGUUUCAAUGAGCACAGCCAAUCAGCAUAGGACCAGUUAAACAUGCUUAGAACAAACAUGGGGGUAACGAGUGAGUAAACGUGAUUUAUGUUAAUUUUACACAAUUUUCUUGCAGAUCUUGGUGUCCUGAUCGUACUCUGUCCCAGGCCCGUAAAUACAUCUCUGAGUCGCUCGGUCCAUCAUACGCCGAGGGCGUGAUCCUGGAUCUGGAGAAAACGUGGGAGGAAAGUGAUGAACGCACCCCCCUGAUUUGUUUUCUUUCUAUGGGAUCUGAUCCUACGAACUCCAUCGAGUCUCUGGCAAAGAGACACAAACUGGGUAAGAAUUUUCAAGUCAUUUGUAUGAUAUAGUAUGGGAUGCAAUAGCGAUUAGUGAACUAAAGUAAGUAAGCUCCAGUAGAUGGUGGUCAACUAGCAAUUAUCAGAGUGAGAAAAUAAUGUUAAUUCUAUCAUUAUGCGUGUUGUAGUCUUAUAUAAAUGAGAGGUUUAGUUUAAUUUUCUUACUCCUAUAAGUUUGGCGAUCAACUUGCUCCCUGCUAACUAUAAUCCAGUAUUCAAUAUAUACAACUUUAGCGCCCCUUUUCCAAGUGAAGUAAGUAUAAGAUUGUAAAACUAAAGUUUUAUAUAAAAUGAAUUUGUCUAAUUUAUAGAAUUUCGGGCAAUAUCGAUGGGCCAGGGUCAAGAAGUGCACGCAAGGAGAUUGCUCAAUCAGUUUAUGCAAGCGGUAAGAACAAGUGUCUAAACUGUUCUCCCUGGAGGUCCAGUAAGAUUCAUCCCUUGUUGAUCCAGUGUUACCACAAGAGAAAACCUAAACUAAAUGAACUCUAUUUAUACUGGAUAGCUCUAUCAGUUGCAAACGUUCUUCCUAGAAGUCCAGUAAGAGCCAUUCUUUAUUGGUUCGGUUUUACUACAAGAGAAAACAAGAAUAUCAGAAAAUCCCUGCGGUGUUUAGCAAAAUCAAACUGGAAGCGCUCAUCUCACAUGCAACUGAGAUGAAAUUCUACUCGCAUAAUACAGGAACGGAAUGGAACCUUUGAAAAGGAAUGGAACUCCGUCAUUGAAAGGCACAUGUACAGAGCACAAGUUGUGGCAAUACUCUAUCUAAAUGUAUUUCUCUCUUUAUGUAGGGAGGCUGGGCGGCCCUGCAGAAUUGUCAUCUUGGUUUAAAUUUCUUGGAUGAACUGAUAGACCUUAUCGUUGAUACAGAAAAUGUACAUCAUGACUUCCGGUUAUGGAUUACCACUGAAGUUCAUCCCCAGUUCCCUAUCGGUCUGUUGCAGGUAAGCAUACAGGACACAAAAACAUAUAAUACAUAUAGGCAGAGGUAGUCUUGGGGAACAAAAAACCUAACUACAAUAUCACCAAAUACAAUAGCAACAAUCUACUGGGUGCUACUGUAUUUGCAUCCAAAUACAAUACGGCCAUCUGAUAAUGCUUGCGUAAAACUGCCUCUUCAUCUGAAACUACUUCAAAUCUCAAUACACUGGAUGUGGCUGGUGACACUCAAUGUUCUUUAAAUAAUUUAUUUCUCCAGAUGUCCAUCAAAUUUACGAAUGAGCCUCCUCAGGGUCUUAAAGCCGGUCUGAAAAGAACUUACAAUGGUAAAAUUUUAUUUCACUUUUUCCCUUGUCUUGUGACUAAAUGUUUUAUCACAUUUGACAGAGAUUAAUUUUCUAAAUAACUUCAGGUAUUUCCCAAGACCAGUUGGAUGUCUGCAGUCUUCCUCAAUGGAAACCCAUGCUUUAUGCUGUUGCAUUCCUACAUUCUACUGUCCAGGUAAGAGAGAGAGAGAUAUAUAGAGAUCUGUGAGGAAAAACACCUCAAUGGUGACCCAAACACCUCAAUGGUGACCCAAACACCUCAAUGGUGACCCAUGGUACUACGGUUUCCUCCCGCUGGAAAGUCUUUAGAACAUCUCUAGAUGAAUGUUCUCUACCUACUGAGCUAUCCUCAAUUUUAGUACAAGCGUCCAUGCAAUGGCCGUAUUGUUAAGAUACUAGAGAGUUUCAGAUUUGACUUCCACUACCGCUACCUCACAUGCAUCAUAAGGACGCAUCUGAUUGGUAUUGGAAGUCAAAUGUGAACCUUUCUGAACCUUGUACAAGACAUUCCGUGUUUGUUUACAUUCUUCCUUCGUUCGUCCUUCUCAGGAGCGUCGUAAAUACGGUCCUCUGGGCUGGAACAUUCCGUAUGAGUUCAAUCAAGCUGACUUCACGUCCAGUGUUCAGUUUGUUCAGAACCAUCUCGAUGAUAUGGACUUGAAGAAAGGCGUGUCAUGGAACACUGUCAGGUAUAUGUUAGGAGAAGUCCAGUAUGGAGGACGAGUCACGGAUGAUUUUGACAAACGACUGCUGAACACGUUUUGUAAGGUGGGUAUCCUCGGCUUGUUUAUUGGUAGAUGUCACUGAGCCUUAUAUGUAGCUGGAACGAGAACUCGAGUGCAAAAAGGUUUUCAUUUGUUUCCAUCUACCAAUCUGACAUUACGUCAUUUGAUCAAUUUCGGAAGUUGUUUCUUUUUGGAUUUUUUUUAUUCAUUUGGUGAGGGUUAGGGUUAAGGGUUAGUUACAUAGCCAUUUAACACAUCUUCCAAAAAUGACGUCAACGUCAGUUUGGUAGAUGGAAACAAGUGCUGACCGUCCAAAAAGCGGGCCCAAACUGCAGAUUAACUCUGGUGUUAUAUCUUUUAGGUUUGGUUCACAGAUGCCAUGUUCAGUGCGGGAUUUAACUUCUACAAGAAGUACACCAUUCCAAAGUGUAAUUCAGUCGCUCAGUAUCUCGAUAACAUUGAUACACUAGCCUUGGUCGACACUCCUGAAGUGUUUGGUCUUCAUCCCAACGCAGAUAUCACGUAAGUUUUUGACAAUACUAGGAGUUACUACCGCAAGGAAAGUGCUGCCUCACCAAAGACAGCAUGCACAAUUUGCUGAAUAAGGGGCUGUUUAUAUGAUCCCGCUUUGUCAGGGCAAGAUGUCAGGCGCGAUUAUUUUGAUGUAUUGAAAUAAGUUAUGGUGUACGAUUCAGCAAAAAAACUACAUUAUAUCUAGAAAUAGAUUAUAGUUGAUUAUAAACGAAAGGUUGUUCAAGCGGCGGCAAUAACAAUCUUCUUGAACUACAAGAUCUUCUCUACAACGUGUGAGUAUUUGUAUUAAUACGAAACUUUGUGGCACUAAUGGGCAUUGCCCAAGGACAAAUUGAUUAAAUUUUGUUUAAAUCUGUAUGAAAAUUGAGUGAGAAAUUAGCAAAGUUUGUCCUGCUUUGCCGGACAGACACACGAAUCAUGUAAAUUAUAUUUUUUGUAAUUAUCCUCAGUUACCAAAGCAAUGUUGCGAAAAACUGUCUGGACACCAUACUCAGUAUUCAGCCCAAAGACAGCUCGGGUGGUGCCGGAGAGACUCGGGAAUCAGUCGUGAAUCGUCUGGCUGAUGAUAUGUUGGAAAAACUUCCUGAGGAUUAUAUCCCACAUGAGGUUAGUGACAGAUAGUUUAGACCUAGGGCCUUCUAGUUAUAUUUCAGCGCUUUUUCGGAACUUUUUGAUCACUAUAUCAUGACUGGAUGGCAUGGAAAACAGUGGGAAUUUCAAAACAAUAAAAGACAUUGAAACAUUCUGAUCACUGGAUCAUGACUGAAUGACAUGGAGAACAGUGGAAUUUUCAAAACAAUGAAAAGACAAUGGAACAUUCUGAUCACUGGAUCAUGACUGGAUGGCAUGCAAAACAGUGAGAUUUUCAAAACAAUUGAAAGACCUAUAAUAGUUUUGUUUGUGGAAACACCACGUAAAUUUAUUACUGCAGUAAUAAAUUUACGUGGUGUUUCUACAAACAAUAGUAUUAUAUGUUUUAUCGCCAUGCAAACCUACAAAGAACUAAUUAAAAGACCAUGGAUCAAAUUCCGCGGACGCGAAAUUUAGUCCAGUCCUCAUAGUCGAAUUUGAAAUACUCCAUCAAGGUUUUCCGCAGUUUCAUAUGAACACGUCCCUUCCAAAUACAAUCAACAUUGUGUUGUUUUUGAUGAAGGUGAAAUCACGUCUUGAAAAGAUGGGUGCUUACGCUCCGAUGAACAUCUUCUUACGUCAAGAACUCGAUCGAAUGCAACGUGUGAUCACGGCGGUGAGGGAAACUUUGACAGAUCUCAAACUUGCCAUUGAUGGCACCAUUAUUAUGAGUGAAGUAAGUACAAGAUAUUUUUUAAGCAGAAUUGUUGGUAAAUAAUUCAGUAUGGAGUUGGUAUUUCUACAUAUCAUUUGUUCUUCAGGUCCUACGUGAUACUCUUGACUGUAUGUAUGAUUCCAGAGUUCCAAAACAUUGGCAAAAGGUUAGUAUUUGAAAUAAUUAAAAUGUCGAAAUGUUCACUGCGAGUUUUCUGUAUUAAAUUAACAUGAAAUAUCUUACUGGAUCUUUAGGGAAAACAGUUUAGAACUGAUAGAGCUAUCCAGUAUAAAUAAAGUUAGUUUAGUUUAGGUUUUCUCCUGUAGUAACACUGGAUCAAUAAGAGAUGAUCCUUACUGGACCUCUAGGAAGAACAGUUUAGUACUGAUAGAGCUAUCCAGUAUAAAUAAGUUAAUUAAGAUGGUGAUAUCGUUUAUCCAUGAAAUUCUCGUUUCCCCCAGGUGUCGUGGGAUUCCUCGACUCUUGGUUUCUGGUACACGGAGCUUCUAGAACGUAAUCUACAGUUUCGAAGUUGGAUACUUGAUGGCAGACCAAACGUUUUCUGGAUGACAGGAUUCUUCAACCCUCAAGGUUUCCUGACAGCGAUGAGACAGGUAAGUACGUUGCGUUGUGUGAAAAAAACGUUGUGUGUGAUUUUCUUGCGUUACAUGUGAGUUAAGAUUUAUUUUAAAACUUGCGUCACAAUAAGUGCUUUUUUCUCGCCACAAUUCCGCAAAUAGUAUGUUAGCAAACUUCGAUAUACUUUAAAAGAAUUGGAAUAAACCUGCGCUUUGUUCAAAGUUUUGAAAGAGAUUUAUCUUUCACAUACUUUGAUCAACAAAUAUUUUGUCAAAUUAAUUUGAGUAAACAGCAACGAUGUUUGCUUCCUGGGUUAAAUAAAUGAAUGUAAUUGCCAAACAAAUUGCAUUCACCACACAAUGUUUCAACACUCCAGACUUGUGUCUUCAUGCAAGCAGGUAUAAUCACAGACAUGUUUCGUUCUUCUGGUUUGAGUAAAUGAAUGUAAUCCCUAAACAAAUCAUCGGUCCAUUGUCUGAGACAAACCAGCGCCGUCAACUGCACGCAAACGUGAGUUUUUAUCUCGUGUAUAAAUAUUUUUUUAAAGGAAGUAACUCGAGCACACAAGGGUUGGGCUUUAGACUGCGUUGUUCUACACAACGAUGUAACUCGCUUCUACAAAGACGAUGUUUCUCAACCUCCCACAGAGGGAGUCUAUGUGUACGGCCUAUACCUGGACGGCGCAGGCUGGGACCGUAGAGGCUCGAAACUUAUCGAACCUGCCGCGAAGGUGUUGUUCACGCCACUUCCGGUUAUACAUAUCUACGCCAUCAAUUCGACAGCGCCACGAGAUUCCCGGAUGUACCAAUGUCCCGUAUAUAAGAAACCUCGCCGGACGGAUUUGACGUACAUUGCUGACGUCGAACUAAAAACCAAUCAGAAUCCAGAUCACUGGAUACUCCGGGGGGUUGCACUGCUUUGUGAUAUCAAGUGAUGACGUCAUGAGAUGAUGACUUCAUAAGGAUGAUCACGCCAUCAGAUGACGUCAUGAGAUUAUUUUAUGAUCAAGUUAGGAAAUUUUUGUUUAAAAGUUAAAACACUACAGUGGAUAUUAUCGUUAAGCUUGGUGUUGCUAAUAUGUUUGAAUCGGCUGAUAUCUUACAAAAUAUCUUAUUGAUAGCUGACAAUGUUUAACAGGCUGUUUUGCAGUUUAAACCCAACAUAACCAAAGCUUAAUUUUAAUAUUCACUCCAUAGUGUUUCGUCAAAUAAACUAUAAAACGAUAUGUUAAUUAAAAUAUAUACUCUGUAGUAAAUAAUUGUAUUGCAAUGCACAUUCCCAACUGUAUAAAGCACGUUCAAACCUGAUAUUGCUGUAAAUAAUCUCAAGGCCAUGCAUUACAAAUAUUUUAUGAUUAAUUCUUAGCAGUUUUACUUUGUAAAUAAACCUAAAUAAGCUAUAUGUAAAUAAAGUUCUACUUAUUUAUUUCGAUUUUAUCAUGUGGUGCUUUUGUAAUGCUUUUUGUUAAAACUUAUUCCGACAUUUAAAAUGCCACAAUAAAGCAAUCGUGACUACGUUUAAAUGAACUACUACUAUUGCGCCCACUGACACUGAAAGCUACAAUUAAUUGCUACAUGUGAUUCUCCACUUUUUCUUUCGUCCAGUCGACGCCCAUAAAAAGUCCAUCUCGCCAAUGCACUUUGUUUCGGCUGAACUAUCCAGAAAUUUUGUUUCAACCUCCAAACUUUUCAAGCAAAAACAGCAGCUGUGACAACAACAAAAAUCAAUGGAAAGAAGAGCAGGAAAAAUCUAUCGAGAACUCUCGCGACGUUUUGCCAUUUUAGUUGCUUUGCUUCACGUUUCUGCCUCAUACUAACAUCAUUCGUUAGCACAGCGAGCUCAUCACGUAGCUUCUGCAUUGUUGUAUGAUUGCUUCGCGCUGUUUUCGUGUCAUCCGAGAGCUUUACUUCAUUUAAGCUUAUGUCUACUGUCUUUGGAUGACCAUUUAAUUUGAUAAGUUUUGGGACUUCAUCAUAGCCUUCAAUCGCAUUCGACAUAAAAAGCAAACGUGCGAGACGUUUAUUCACAAGUUUGUCAAGCCAUUUAGGUAUUUCAGAUUCGUGGUCGCGAAUUUUUGCUAUGAAACAGGUUGCUAGCAGACAGAGCGCUGUUUCGACAAUAAUACACAGAAAAUACGUCCCAAUGACAGGCAUCGCGUCAGAGGUCUGCGGCAAGGUCGAUGAAACAAUGAGCAUAUACACAGACAUUGCAAGCAGAACGGUGAUAACCAGCGAAAUUCGUUCCCCGUGAUUUGAAGGCAGCGCAAAUGACAAGAAAGCUAAAGUAGCGAUGACAGUACACGGAAGGAUGAGAUUCAGCGUGUAAUACAGCGGUUGCCGUUUAAUGUGGAGCGUUAACGCGACCUCUGUAUACGGAAUACCAGAAUAAGGUUUGACAAACCGUUCCAUAGGGUAUCCCAGGACAUCCCAUUCUCCGUUUGGUAGAAAAUCUUUGACGUCAGCCCCGGCGGAGUCCACGUCUAUCUUUAGAGCUGAAUAAGUCCAUGAGCCAAAUACCAACUGACAUUUCUAAUAAUUAUAAUAAUAAUCUCAAAUAUAACCUGAUGGAUACCUCUCUAAAAUCAUGGACCCACAGGCACCUCUCUAAUAUGGACACCUCUCUAAUAAGGGUACUCUUCUAUUACGAGCACUUCUCUAAUACGGACACUUCUUCACGAAGCUUUUCACAAAGCAAGAAGGGGAUUACCUGUUCAUCAAAAGGAAACCGUCGGACAUUUAUUUUACAUUGGGAGAGUAAAGUCGCCGGCGAUAACCACGUGCAGUUUCCAUCAUAAUCCAGUACGACUGAUGUACUCAACCUCGUAUACAAGAUGUCUAUGUCUUCCUCAAGGCUCGCUCUAGAAACCAAGGAUCUUAUUGUUA